CGAAUAAGAGAACAGUCAGCUAAAGAAGAUUUCACUCAUGCAGACACUGCAGCCUACACAAGCAACAGACUACACACAGAUGAUUUAUCAGCUGUGCUCUGCUCACAGCCAAAGAGAGGAGCUUUGAGGCGACAGGCUUGUAUUGACCAACAUAACCAAGAAAACCUCAAGGAUCCGUGGGUCCACCUUUCCAACAGUUUCCCUGAAGAGCUGCCUGAGAUCAACCACCAUCACCGUCACCAUACUGCAGACAGAACACAGCUUACCAACAUCCACAGCAAAGCUGCCACCAUGAAUGACGACAAGAACAUAUCCGAGCUCAAUGGCAUAGCUACAGAUGUGACUUCAGAUCCUCUGUCCAACAUGAUUUCUGAAAACACAUGUGAAACUCCUCCAGGAGCAAAGAUGGGGCCCCCGGUGGCACCCAAGCCUGUCUGGUUUCGCCAAAGUCUGACGAAAAUUCAGGAUGAGCAGGAUCAGAAGAGGCAAGCUAAACCCGCAGAACAGAGGCCUAGUGUGGGCUUCAACAGAGGCUUUGGAGUCAGAUGUGCAUCUUCUGCAACCAACCUGUCAAUCAAACAAAAGAUCCACUCAUUUGAGACUUAUUCCAGGCCAGAGGGGACAGAGAUGGGAUGCAUCAGGAGGCCUUUGGUUCCUUCCACCUCUCCUGUUCUAAUGGAGAAGGAGUCCAGGAUUCGACUUGCCUCACAUGGAGAUUAUGGGAAGGGCAAAAUCCCACAAAAGAUCCAGGCGAACCAGUCUGCAUCCCCUAGGGGCACAGACAACAAAAAUGUCUCUGCUACAAGCUCUGCUAUCACCUCCUCCAUUUCUGAAGCUUCCAGUCAAACAGCCAAGACCUCUGAAGAUAAGCCUCUCUACAUCCAAUCCCCAACAGAUCUCCCACUUUCUGACACCAUCAGCACUUAUCUGAACUCAGAGAUACACGAUUGCGAUUCAGCUCCAAUCCAUGAUGAGAGGAGUGUCUUUCCAUGCAAACCUGGGCUGGAAAAAAUGGAUCUUACCAUGUCCACAGAAGACAAAGUCCUACUGCCUGCAACAACUAUGAGAUCCAAUCAAGCUGCAGGGGAAAGUCAUCAUGAAGGGAUGGAGGAAUAUGGAGCACAGAGCCAAGAGAAGUUGCUGAGCACACCUCAGAAUGCUGCUCUGCCCACAGACAGUAACCCCCUGAGAAGCCUGGAUGGAGAGAGUUUAGAGAAAAUCCUUGUCUUCAGUAACCAGGUUUCUCAAGUGCUUAUGCGCGCUCUACCCAUGCACCCCUGCCAUGGUAACCCUCGUUCCUCAAAUCUGCAGGACAACUCUGAAGUGGAUAUAACAAACCCUCAGGAGUCUGAGCAUGACCUGGACAGCACUGACAGAGGAUUCUCUGUUAGCUUGGCCACACUGAGGGACUGUACCAUUGACCAGGGGGAGGGGGGAUCUCACAACCAGGCAGACAUCACUUCUGCUUGUGCUCACUCCUUCAUCUCAGCCAUCUCCUCACAGGAAAUACAGGGGAUGAUCCAGGAAGUCAAAGUUCUAAACGAAGAGACACUGAAGCAAUUGGUUGACAUCCAUGUUGUGAUUCUUCAUAAAGAGGAGGGAGCUGGGCUAGGAUUCAGCAUCGCUGGAGGGUCUGACCGGGAGAGCAAAGUUCCCACAGUCCACAGAGUGUUUCCCAGUGGCCUAGCAGCUCAAGAGGGCACCAUUCAGAAAGGGGAUGAAGUGUUGUCUAUAAAUGGACAAACACUGCGGGGUGUCACACAUGCUGAUGCCACUGCUGCUGUACGUCAGGCCCGCAGUUUGAAGCUGGCUGUGGUGGUCAUCUGCAAGAGAGCAGAAGAGAAAGGACGAGAGGGAGGAGGCUGCAGGAGCGAAGAGCCCGACCCUAUAGUGGAGGAACAGGAAUCACUGGUGAGUGUGGAGCUGGAGAAAGGAACUGGAGGAGUUGGGUUUACUUUGGCGGGAGGAAAAGGCUCAAUCCAUGGAGACAGACCUUUAGUCAUCAACAGGAUCUUUAAAGGUGGAGCAGCAGAGCAGAGCAGUCUGCAGCCUGGAGAUGAACUGCUGCAGGUCCAGGGGAUUAGUCUGCAGGACAUGACUCGCUUUGAGGCCUGGAACAUAAUCAAGGCUUUACCUACAGGACCCAUCACAGCAGUCAUCAGAAGGAGGCAGAAGGUGGUAGAAUGACAAACACAGCUGUUGGGAGCUGCUUGCGAGGAGGCCAAAGGAAACAAAGUAAGGCUCUUAAGGCACACAGAUGUUAGCCUUUAAUUAAAAUCAGGUGUCAGCCAGUCAAGGUGUUCCACCUUUAACAUGGUGGUUCACAGGACAACUUUUGAAUAAAUUUCUAUUAUUUUUCUAUCACAUUACUGAUCAGAUAUGAAAGUUAUUAUAGGGUCAGUUUAACCCAAACCCCCUGAAACCCAUGCAAGGGUUUCAGGGGGUUUUAACUACCUAAUUUUACAAAUUAGUUACAGAGCUGACCUCACUAUUAGUGUUUUACCUUAAAAAGAAAAUAGUCUCAUUAAGGUGCAUUUGCAUGGACAUAAAUAACCCGUUUAUGAUCAGGUUUUUGUAGUAUUCCCUUUAUGUGUUAUGUGAGUAUGUAAACACCAUAUACCGAUUUCAGAAACCUGAAUAAGCCCACAUCCAGUUAUGAGAAACCUGAAUAUACUAGUUGAAGUACUCUGAAAGAAACUUGGACACUGUUGCAUGUCAGGGUUGGGGGUAAUGGAAUACAAGUUGCAGUGUAACAUAUUUAAAAUACAAAAUAUGGAUAAUUUUAUUCCAUUACAGUUUAAAUUUGUGGUAUUCUGAAUACAGGUAAAGUCUGUCCAGUGCUGCCGUUUUGAGCUGAAAUUUUGUCAGAUGGCCUGUUUGUGUUUAUUUCUGUUGCUCGCUUUGAAAACUUUGUAAUGGAAAAAAUAAAAAAUAAAAGAUAAAAAGAUCAAAAAUAAAUAAAAGCAACCCUCCCAACAGCAUACAUCCUAUCCUGCUUAUUAAGCGCUGCUGACUUCUUGCGCAGGCACAGCUUCAGGCAAGUGACGUAACAGACAUGCAAACAAUGGCAGCAGCGAAAGCUUCUCACUCAUGGAGCCAUGAAGAAAGUGUGUUGUCUUUCAAUAAUAAAAGAUGCUGUGUAUCGUUGUCUACUGUUUCUCUGUUCAACACAGCAAUAGUGACAGUGGUAAGCUGACAACUGAUUUUAGCUAACAGUGCUUUACUAAUCAGUCCAUAAGUCUAUAAAAUGGCUCAGUCUGAUUUUGUUUUGACAUUUUGCACAAAUCUGAAGGAGAAAGGAAGAACUACAGUAGAUCAGGGAAAAUAAGAGCUAAACCUUGUAUGGAACAAUACAACUGCCCACUAAAAAAUCUGUGGUGCCAUCAUACUGGAUUGAUUAACACUGCAGUGUCUUUGAUUCACAGACGUUCAUUAGGCAUUGUUUUUAAUGCUCCUGUAUGUUUGAUCUAAAAUGGUAUGAAAAAAUGUAUAUGCAGACGUUAUAGGAGUGAAGAAUAUAUCAGAGUCGAACCAAACUGAAAUGUUAUGAAGUUGUAUGUGUUUCUAUUCUGAGCAUGCAAUGGGACAUCUUGAGCACCAAAAGUAUUUUGUAAAAGAUUAAUCUAAUUGCAUAUUUAUUAACAAACAUGCACAUUACCACUGACUGUGAGCAGGAAAUUUGAGGUAAAUGUGCCCUUUUAACACUUUCAAAUUUCAUUAAGCACAGGACAGAUUUCUGUGCUUAAAUUAAAACUGUCUGUCUAUGAUAAUACUAUGUCUACAAAACAUAAUUUAUGUAUGUUAAAUCUCAAAAUAUCCCACUGUGCACUCAGGAUUAGGACACAAAUAUAAUACCAUAGAAAGCAUUUGUAUGCAACCACAAAACAAUGUUUUUUUAUUACAGUAUGUUAAAAAAGAUAUAUCAAUUUACAGAACAGAUGCUUAUAGAGUCACUUAUAUCUGCUGUGGAAAUUUUAAAUAACUUGCAUAAAACUGCUGAAACCUGA
This is a messenger RNA of Epinephelus lanceolatus (giant grouper), 4007 nucleotides long. It is a transcript of the gene il16, whose product is annotated as interleukin 16. The record is from RefSeq and is a predicted model, not a curated record. Gene Ontology annotation, molecular function: cytokine activity; CD4 receptor binding. Gene Ontology annotation, biological process: leukocyte chemotaxis; induction of positive chemotaxis. Lineage: Eukaryota; Metazoa; Chordata; Actinopteri; Perciformes; Serranidae.